Molecule: messenger RNA, 1427 nt
Organism: Tuber melanosporum (Perigord truffle)
Lineage: Eukaryota; Fungi; Ascomycota; Pezizomycetes; Pezizales; Tuberaceae
Exons: 2
Coding region: 401-1198 (265 amino acids)
Source: RefSeq, a predicted model, not a curated record
GUGAUUAGGAACUCGCGAUUACCACAAAAUGACUCUCCAUUUGCUCUCACUCCCGGCGGAAACGCUAGACUCAGUAACGACUUAUCUUCCCCAUCCCGUCGAUGCGCUGAACCUGUCCAUGACCUGCCGUUAUUUCAAUCAGCAUCUGAGCACGCAACAUAACAACAGGUUCUGGUACACAAUGCUCGCCAACAGUGAGGUGGCGCAUACAUAUUUACCUCGCCCGUAUCCAACCGGUAGUUCACAACCGGAGUAUGAUCCUACCCAGGAUUACAAAUCCUGUAUUUUGCGGGUCUUGAAGUCGAACGGGUGUCAGUUUUGUUUAAAAUCUAUGGUGUCCUCCAGCAGUUCAUCAAACGGGGACUGGCGUGCGUGCCGAGUGCAUGGACUCAAAAUCUGCAUGGGGUGCUUAAAGAAGCACAAUACCACCAUAACCAGAUUCCAAGGCCUAGGCCUAGACAUCACCACUAACCCGCCCAGAUCCAGCGUCACAGAAAUCUACUACCCAAGGCUCGGGCGCAAGAUCCUCAUGACCUACUACUGGAGAUUCGACAUCGAAUCGCUCUGCAUCGCCCAGUUCGGAGUGGGCCUGGAGCACCUGAAACGACGGAAGGAGGAGGAAAAGCUAGCCAAGGCAGCCUACAAAAAGGCAAACCCGAGCCCACUUCGGAAGCUCCGCAAUCAAGCCAAGUCUAGUCUCGCCGAGGCCGCGUGGACCAUCUGGAACGGGGAGGAGUACAGGUACCCCCGCGAGCGCUGGGCCAAGGACGUGACGAAGGAGCAGCUCCUUGCCUGGCUGUUCCUGCGACAGGAAGACGAUGAGCCGCAGAAUGCCAACAUCACCGGGACCCUUGACCGCUACCUCAAGACCAUCCGCAGCAAGGCUACUUUCGCCGAUAAGGACCAGGUGUGGUACGACUCUGUUGCCCGGGAAUUACUAGAAGGGCUGAAGGAUCGGUAUUCUGCCGAGGACGGGUAUCGCAGGCUUGCAUUUUCUUGGCAUGUGGAGAGGAUUAUCGAUAUCUACGAAAACCUUCCGUUUGAUGAUAGGCCGACCUUGUAUCAUUGCUGGUAUGAGCACCCCGACGGAGAAUUGGUCUCCCGCCAAGAGUUGCGGGAUUUGGUGUUGCAUAUGGAAGUGGAGCAUCCGGUAUUCUAUUGGUCUUCUGAUGAGUGGGGUGGGUUGCUCCCAGCUUAGCCUUGGGAUCGAGUUACGGCUUUUUUUUUUGUAAGGGGAGGAGGUUUAUAUAUAUAUAUCAUGAGGCUCACGAACAUAUCACUUUCCAAUUAUUAUUUUUCUUUUCCUUCUCCUGAGAACAAUUCUUAUGCCCCUUUUUCGCUUCCUUGAUUGUCCCCCUUUAUCACUCGAUCCCUUGAGAUUGUGUACACAAGUAUGAUAUCUGUCUUACAAGUUAGUUGGUUGAGAU